Molecule: messenger RNA, 6807 nt
Organism: Leguminivora glycinivorella
Lineage: Eukaryota; Metazoa; Arthropoda; Insecta; Lepidoptera; Tortricidae
Gene: Hipk
Product: homeodomain-interacting protein kinase 2
Exons: 25
Coding region: 347-3646 (1099 amino acids)
Biological process (GO): peptidyl-serine phosphorylation; peptidyl-threonine phosphorylation
Cellular component (GO): nucleus; cytoplasm
Molecular function (GO): ATP binding; protein serine/threonine kinase activity; protein tyrosine kinase activity
Source: RefSeq, a predicted model, not a curated record
UACCACUCGCAGCUCCAUUCGUGUGAGUUCGUCGCUUCCGCUCGGCGGACCUUGCGCGACGUAAUCGGGUGUGUGCGAAAGUAUGAAGUGAAAUCGUACCCAAAGUGUGUGAAAUGUUUAGUGGUAGUUUUUACUGUGUAAAAUUUGUGCGAACAAAAUGAGUGCAAACGGAUAGUCGACUUUCUUAUUUCCCGGAUUUAUAAACAUUGGACGGUAGUGGAACACGUAACAUUUUGUAGAAACGGAUUCAAAAUGGCUGUGUUUUGAUGGACCCUUUGUCCGAUUCGUGUGUUUCUUUCAGCAUGGUAGUGGGAUCCUACAGUCAGAAAUUUGACUUAGAGAGGGAAUGCAUGUCAUGUACCCGGAGCCGACGCACUAUCGCAAUCAGCCAGCCAGCCAGCCCUCGUACCAGCCGGCCGUCUCGCCGGCCCGCCACCAGCCUAAGAAGCGCCGCGCGCUGAGCCCCGUCUCGCGACACGCGGGUCCCGAUAACACUGGCUACAAGAGCAAGUGUUGGUCAGGCGUAGGGCCGGUCUGCUGCGCCGCGCCCGCCGCGCCGAGUCGCGCGUGCGAUGCUGAGCGGUCCCCUCCGCCCGCGCUACCGCCCGCUCCGCCCGCGCUCUGCGCACGACCGUGCUGUCGCGACGCGCCUGUCGGCGACACCAGCGACCAGCGUCGCGCCCCGCCGGCCGCCGGCGCGGCCGCUCGCCACAAGACGGCACCACAGGCAACGACGACGGCCCACAGCAAGACAGCGGCGGGCGGGGCCAACCACCCGCCCCAGCCGCAAGGUAACAAACGCUCUGGCUGUGGCGGCGAUGGCGACUACCAGCUGGUGCAGCACGAGGUGCUAUACUCCUCGUCUAAUAGGUACGAGGUGUUGGAGUUCCUCGGGCGAGGCACGUUCGGGCAGGUGGUGAAGUGCUGGAAGAAGGGCACCAACGAGAUAGUCGCCAUCAAGAUCCUCAAGAACCACCCCAGCUAUGCUCGCCAAGGACAGAUUGAGGUGUCGAUCCUCUCCCGGCUCUCGCAAGAGUCCGCGGACGAGUUCAACUUCGUCCGCGCGUACGAGUGCUUCCAGCACCGCUCGCACACGUGCCUCGUGUUCGAGAUGCUGGAGCAGAACCUGUACGACUUCCUCAAGCAGAACAAGUUCAGCCCGCUGCCGCUCAAGUACAUCAGGCCCAUCCUGCAGCAGGUGCUCACCGCGCUGCUCAAACUUAAGCAACUGGGGUUGAUACACGCGGAUUUGAAGCCCGAGAACAUCAUGCUUGUGGAGCCAGCGCGGCAGCCGUACAGGGUUAAGGUCAUCGACUUUGGCAGCGCCUCGCACGUCAGCAAGGCCGUCUGCAACACCUACCUGCAGAGUCGAUACUACAGAGCUCCCGAGAUCAUCCUGGGGCUAGCGUUCUGCGAGGCGAUCGACAUGUGGUCGCUGGGCUGCGUGGUGGCCGAGCUGUUCCUCGGCUGGCCGCUGUACCCCGGCUCCUCGGAGUACGACCAGAUCCGCUACAUCUCGCAGACGCAGGGCCUGCCCACCGAGCACAUGCUCAACAGUGCGUCAAAAACGGCCAAGUUCUUCUACCGCGACGUGGACAGCACGUACCCGUUCUGGCGGCUGAAGACGCCCGAGGAGCACGAGCUGGAGACCGGCAUCAAGAGCAAGGAGGCCAGGAAGUACAUCUUCAACUGCCUUGACGACAUCGGACAGGUUAAUGUACCAACGGAUCUAGAAGGUGGCCAACUCUUGGCCGAGAAGGCGGACAGAAGGGAAUUCAUCGAUUUACUGAAAAGAAUGCUCACUAUGGAUCAGGAACGGAGGAUAACUCCCGGCGAAGCGUUGAAUCACGCUUUCGUGACACUCGCACAUCUGGUGGACUACGCGCAUUGCAAUAAUGUCAAGGCGUCCGUGCAAAUGAUGGAGGUGUGCCGACGCUCCGGCAGCGGCGUGGGCGGAGUGGGCGGCGUGGGCGGCGAGUACGUGGGCGGCGUGGUGGCGCCCGCCGCGCCCUCCGCGCACCACCUCGCGCUCACCAUCAACCAGCAGCGCCUGCCGCCCGCGCCCUACGACAACCUGUACCAGCUAUACCAAGGCGGCCGCGUGGCAGUAGGCGGGGCGAGGCAGUACGCGACGCGAGCUGCGGAGCCGUUCCCGCACCAGUUCGUGUCAUCCAUCCUGUGUCCACCCGCCUACCAGGUGCAGCAACUAGCAGCGGCAGCAGCCGCAGCGGCGGCGGCGCACCACCAGCACGGCGUGGGCGUGGGUGGCGUGGGCGUGGGCGUGGGCGACGUGGGCGUGGGCGUGGGCGAGUGGCGCGCGCCGCUCAUCGUCGAGCCCGCGCCGCUGCCCGAGCCCGACGUCUGGGACUUCCACCCGCACCAUCUCCACCACCACCCGCAUAAGAGGGUUGUCAACAGAUCGACAAAGCAGCAGACGACGGUGGCCCACUACCAGCCGCAUCACCAAACACACCAAUACAGUAUGGCGAGCAGUGGGGGCAAGAAGGAGCCGACUCAGCUGUCGCCCGUGAAGAAGCGAGUGAAGGAAGGCACGCCACCCUCGCGGCACAACAGGCACACGCACGAACAGAACACCGGCAACAUCGGCGGCGGGCGCGCGUCGUGGGGCUCGAGCGGCGCGCACCUGGCGGCCGGGCCGGCGGGCGCCGCUCCCGCUCCCGCGCCCGCUCCCGCUCCCGCGCACGCGCACACCAUCACCAUCCGCGACACGCCGUCGCCCGCCGUCUCCGUCAUCACCAUCUCCGACUCCGACGACGACGAGCCCGCGCCCAUGCCCCACAACAGAGCGGGCGGCAGUGGACAGUGCCCCCCGGUGGCGGCGGCGGCGGCGCCCGGCGUGAUCUGCAGCGCGCGCUCGCCGCGCGACGACCCGCACGUCAAGCCCGAGCCGCAGCCCUGCCACCACCACCACACGCCACCGACUACCAGCGACGUUUACGAGUUUAUUCGUCAUUCGACACUGCGUUCUUCUAUCUUCGCUGUGUCACUCCACCACACCAACCGUCAGCCCCCGCGCCGGCGCCGGCGCGCGCGCAGGCCACGCCGCAGAGCCAGAAGAAGCGGCUGCUCGCGCUGGCGCAGCAGGAGGCGCACAAGCACGACCCGCCCGACCACCACCAUUACCAGCAGACCGGCGCCACCGUCCGGCCGACGAACGAGUACCAGUGCAACCAGUACGUGCCGACGCAGCACAACAAGAGGGAUAGUACGGGCGGGUGCCGCGAGUACUCGAGCGGCGCGGGCGCGGGGGCGCCGGUGGCGGUGGCGGGCGGGCGCGCCGCCCGCGCACAAGCAGCACGCGCACGCGCCGCACGCCGCGCACCACGCCGCGCACGCCUGGCACCACCACCCGCACAACCACUACAAAACUGGUAGCGGAGGCGUUCUGUCGCCGGCGGGAGGGGUAUCACCCGGCUAUUUACCACCGCCGCUAUACGUGCCCACCUACCAUUACCAUACCGGUGGCGUCGGCGGAGUGGGAGUGGGCGCGGUGGGCGCAGUAGCGGGCGGCGUGCCCCCGCCCGCGCACCACGCCAGCGCGCGCCUGCCCGCCUACCUGCAGCCCUACUCGCCCACCUACCUCGUGCCGCAGCACCCGCAGCAGCACCUCUGGUACACCGACUGAGCGCCGCCGUUACACACUACGGAACGGCACGCGAGCUGCGGGACUCCUCGGCGACCCGUAUCGACCUUUAUAUAUAUUCCUAGAGCUUUACGUGUCGGCUGUCCUUUCAAAUUUGAAUGUUGAAGUCGAUUUUUAAACUCGCACCUGACGAAUCAGACAUUAAGUUUUUAUUUUCAAAAACGGAUUAUGCUGAAUUAUUUAAUUUGUAUGAAUGAAAUUGUAUCCGGAGUCCCGUCCGGGGGGAAUGGCGGCCUCGAUCUAUUGAGCUCCGCCGACCCCCUCGACUCUAUAAUUGACUUUGCCGAUUUAUAAAAUACGCGACGUUUCGCCCGUGAUAUGUUCCGCGUUUGAAUAUAUUCGAUAUUUUGGUUCGAGUAGAAGUAUAUAAUUUAGCGGCGGAGACCCGUUUGACGUGUAGUCGAUAUAUUGUUGUAUUGAUUUAUUUUGUAACGAUUAUGUUUACUCGUGUACGCGCUAGGCGGUAGUGAUGUAGACUCGUUUGUUUAUCGCUGUAUAAUAUGGAUUGUAAAUUUUGCGUUAUAAUUUUUUUUUACUAAGAUUUUGCCGGUAGAGCGGAGAGUAGGUUGCAUUUACUAAUAUUUUUACUGUAGACGUUUAGUUGUUUGUACCAAAUCUUUAUAAUGGAAGAUGUAUUCGCGACGUGGGCCCCGCGCCUCGGGCCGCGCGGAGCGGUCUCGACUCGACUGUACUUUUAGUUUUACGUGACGGUGAUUUGUCAAUUAUGGUUUGAUUUUAAAUUGGUGCGGUGGCGAGUGUGUUUCGUUACGUUCCAUAUCACGUAGUCGCGAGACGUGUACGCCGUUUCCUACCUGUAUUCGUGUUAAUGGGAUUUUAUAAUUAUUGUGUAGAUAUUUACGUGUGGGCGCGGUGAUGGACUACUUGUAUAGCUUUAGAAUCAUAAAUUAAACGAAAUUAAAUUUAUCUAAGAAUUUUAUAUAAAAAAAACUUUAGUACGCACUAAUAGGUAAACUAUAAGUGUUAUAUGCAUGUAUAAAUCACCUUAGAUAGAAGAAAAAUUAAUAUUCUUUAAUAUGAAAAAAAAAAUCUAAUGCAAUUAUUUUACGACUGCAAUCUUAGUUUAUUCGGAUAGUUUAGUGAUGCUUAUUCGAUUUGCUAUAUCAAAAGACUGGGUAAUUCAGUUUUGCACAUAUUAUAAUGUACACUGCGUCUGGUCGGGUCCCAUUAUGUUUAUCACUAGUUUUAAUUCCCGUGUUCCUUUUCCGUAGUGCUCGCUCGCUCCAGACCUGAGUUGGGGACGAGUGGGCACCGUGGGCGUGGGCCGGGCAGCAUUAUAUUAGUCAUAUCGUACAAGUUCGUGUUAGCGUUCGAUUCGGCCCGGCCUCGCACCAUAUUAUCUCGCUUAUUAGUCGUAUAUUUUUUAGAUUUUAGCCUAAGUUUUAUUUACAUUAAUAAUCAAUUUUCUAAUCGCGGUUUCUUAUUUUACUCUAUUCUAAGUUCGGUCACUGUGUUUAUCCGACAGAUUUAUUUCGUGACGAAACUACAAUGUCUAUAUUGUAUUUAGAUCGUUUAAGUUGCUGCCCGACAAUAAUGAUUAUGUUUAGUUUUAUAUUCUUACGGUUGUAGUUGCUAUGGUGAACGCGUUAUAUUUUAUUUUAAUCAUUAAUGACAUUUGCAAACGGCGUGCGUAGCGCAACGACGUCCACAGAUAAAACUUUCGAAACUUUCAGAGUCUGAAUUUGUUAUCUCAACGUUUUCUAGACUCUGCUUUAAAUCACUCAUUUAGAUUUGAUACUCAUUUUCAUCUUUCUACGGAUAUUAUUGAGUGUCAUAUUGACUCACAUUAGAUUAUAUUUCUUUUGAUUAUAAUAAUUCUCCUAUAUUUUCUCAUUUCCUUGAAAAUAUAACUUUUGUUUUCAAAUGGGGCUUUAUCUUCGGCAUAACAGAACUGAUCGUCGUUUCGACUUGCGAUAUGUUGUGCCAGGCCCUCGAUAGCCUACGUUACUCCCUCCGCUUGUAUCAGGACAGUAUUCGUAUAUCUGAUGGUCCUGUAUAUCGAGUGAUAGAUGUAACUGAUCUGAGUAGGUGUAAGUGGAUGUCGAGCGCUCCUCGCGCCGCUUGCCGCUGCAGGCGAGAUGUCGGAGGCGUAGUCAAUGAUCUCUGUCCGUGCACUGCACGAGCGCUCGCGUGCCACGCAUAUAAUAUAUUAUAUUCAGUACGUUAUUUGCUCGCGACCCGCGUUCUGCGCACGCUCAUUUGCCUCACAUUCUUUUGUCUAUUACUAAGUCUUUAUAUCGGAGUUUUGGGGUUUAUUUUAUAAGUAUUUUAACUGAUGGAAUGUUAACAUAAAGUUUGUAACUAGAUCGGAUGUAGACGUAUUAACUUGACUUACUUAGUUCGUAUAUGGGGCGCAUCUGACGCGGCAUAGCAACAGCGUUUACUGUCCAUUGUGGUUCUGUGAUUUAACUCAUUAUUAUAUUAGUUCGUUGCAAACUGAUUAUUGUAAAUUUUGGGUUGUUGCAAUAAAAAAAAUUGUGUAUAAAAUUCCAUAUUUGCUAAGCAUCUGGAUGAGGUCAUGCCCCGUGUAUAUGUAUAUUUAGUCGUGCUAUGGUUUCAUCAUAACGCCUGUAUCUUAGUGCAUGGAUUAUGCUCCGUUUGGUAUAAUUAUUUUGACAAUAAUUUAUUAUCCUAUUCGACUUAUUACAAUGUACAAACACACUAGUGUGGGUUGAUUAUGGUCUUAUGUUUGAUUAUAUUAUUUUUGUAUGUGUAACUUUUGGUUGCACUGCCGCGGCGGCGUGCGCGCCUGGCGUGGCUCGCGCCCGACGUGGCGCGUGCCUGGCGUGGCGCGCACGGCGCAGCGGCACUUCCUCUGUGAUCGUCUCGUGUAGCGUUAGCGGUGAAACUGUAUCCUAGGAUUACGUUUGAUUUUAAUAAUUUCAUGUAACAAUUAACUGUGAGUACCUCAGGGUACGAGCCGAGAGCUAACUCUGUACAAUUAUGGGUAUUUUUACGUUUUAAUUUAGCGUUAGGGGCUUGUUCAACACGAGUUGAAAUGUUUUAACAUGUUUUGAAUUCGAUAAUGGGAAAUCAGGGAUCAGUACUGAUGUUGCUUAAUUUUAUCUUCAAUAAUCACAUAGUUAUUAUAGAGCAAAUGUAAAUAAACAUCCAGAUAUCCCUUU